Messenger RNA from Wallemia mellicola CBS 633.66, 1117 nucleotides. Its product is annotated as ATP-binding domain 1 family member B. Lineage: Eukaryota; Fungi; Basidiomycota; Wallemiomycetes; Wallemiales; Wallemiaceae. Bases 1 to 1068 code for a protein of 355 amino acids. Gene Ontology annotation, cellular component: cytoplasm. The record is from RefSeq and is a predicted model, not a curated record. The transcript has 4 exons. Gene Ontology annotation, molecular function: GTPase activity.
AUGACAAAAUUCGGUCAGUUGGUUAUAGGUCCACCCGGUGCAGGUAAAACUACAUACGUUGAUGGUUUAUCGCAGUUCUUGCCAGCUAUACAACGUCCUAUUACGUCUAUAAACUUGGAUCCAGCAGCUGAUGAGCCACCAUACAAACCAGAUAUCGAUAUACGAGAUCUAGUCAGUGUUACAGAUAUUAUGGAAGAACAUCAUCUUGGUCCAAAUGGUGCGAUGCUGUUCGCAUUCGAAUACAUUGAUAUCAACUUUGAUUGGCUUGAGGAGAAGAUCGAGGAGUCUGAGAAUGAAUAUUUGGUAUUUGAUAUGCCAGGGCAAGUUGAGCUUACCACCGGUCACUCUUCCCUUAUCAAUAUUCUCGAGAAGUUGAAGAAGAAGUUGGAUUGUAGGCUUACUGUCGUACAUCUCACUGACGCCCAGAGUGUCGCUGAUCCAAGUCGGUACAUUGCAGUAUGUUUACUCUCUCUGAGAACAAUGUUGGCUUUGGAGCAGCCGCAGAUCAACGUGUUGUCUAAAAUAGACACUCUCCCACGCUUUGGCGACCUGCCCUUCAAUCUGGAUUAUUACACUGAAGUACAAGAUUUGGAUUACAUUUGUGACUAUUUGAACACCCAGCGGCAUACUUCUCGGUUAGAGGGGCUUAAUAGGGCUAUCUGUGAAAUGAUAGAGGAUUUUGGCCUGGUUUCCUUCGAGACAUUGGCGGUUGAGGACAAACUCAGCAUGUCAAAACUUGUCAGACUGACAGACAGAGCUUGUGGUUAUGUAUUCCAAGGUGAAAUGGCAGAACAAGAUAGUGCAUUGUCUUUGUUUACGUCUGUAAUGGGGAACCUUCCUUCAGAACUCGACAUGGAUGUUCAAGAAAGAUGGCUAGAUGCUAGAGAAGAUUAUGACGAGUUUGAAAACCAACUGUGGAAGGAAGAGGGAGAAGCUGUCGCAGAAAGUGAAACCAAGCGCCGACAACAACCACAGAGGGAGGAACAACAAGGUCAGACCCUCAGACCGACCGUAAAUACCUACAGUGGUUCCCAAAAGCCAAUUAUUGAGAGCACAAAGAAAAACUGAAGCAUUUAAAAACCUAGAAACCCUGCAUGUUUAUGUACAUCUAUAUUCU